CAUUCAUCUUCAUUAACAUAACAAAAAUGGCAGAUCAAGUGAAGCUACACGGAUUCUGGAGCAGCCCAUUUAGUGCCAGAGUCAUCUGGGCUCUGAAACUAAAAGGAGUAGAUUACGAAUACAUUGAAGAAGAUCUUCAGAACAAGAGUGAAUUACUGCUGAAAUAUAAUCCGGUUUACAAGAUGAUCCCUGUCCUUGUCCACGGUGGCAAGGCGAUUGCUGAGUCACUCGUCAUUCUUGAAUAUAUUGAAGAAACAUGGCCGGAGGUUCCAUUGUUGCCGGAAGAUGCUUAUGAUAGAGCCGUGGCUCGCUUCUGGAUUCAAUAUGGUGUUACCAAGGGUCCCACAUUUCAUGCAUUAUUUGGAGCAAGCACCAAAGAAGAGCAAGACAAGGCAGCAAAGGAAGUCUUUGAGGUGCUAAAAGUGUUGGAAGAGAAAGCCCUCGGAGAUAACAAAUUUUUCGGUGGUGAUUCAAUAAGUCUGGUAGACCUCUCCUAUGGAUUUUUCGCUCAUUGGUUUGCAGCGGUGGAAGAAGUACUCGGUUUGACGGUGCUGGAACAGAGCAAACUGCCUAGGUUAUAUGCUUGGACUCAGAAUUUCAAGCAAGUCCCGGUGAUCGGAGAAAAUCUGCCGGAUUAUGAUAAGAUGGUGGCUUCCAUGACGCUCAAGAUGAACAAGUUUGCUAAAAAAUAACUUCAAAUAAUUGAUACUCUCGAUCUCAACCGUGAUUUGUUUAGAUGUUUGGUUUACGAUUUUCUUGGAUGUAAGUCGUGAUUAUUUAUGCAUGGUUUAUGAUUAAAUUAAAGUACGAUGUGUAACCUUUUGUAAGUGUGUUUUUGAAUCCAUUUUCAUUCAUUAACGAAAACUAAUUUUUAAUAA
Messenger RNA from Mercurialis annua (annual mercury), 878 nucleotides. RefSeq names its product glutathione transferase GST 23-like. The transcript is spliced from 2 exons. Gene Ontology annotation, cellular component: cytoplasm. Bases 27 to 692 code for a protein of 221 amino acids. Gene Ontology annotation, biological process: glutathione metabolic process. NCBI's taxonomy places the organism in Eukaryota, Viridiplantae, Streptophyta, Magnoliopsida, Malpighiales, Euphorbiaceae. The record is from RefSeq and is a predicted model, not a curated record. Gene Ontology annotation, molecular function: glutathione transferase activity.